Molecule: messenger RNA, 7156 nt
Organism: Amoebophrya sp. A25
Lineage: Eukaryota; Dinophyceae; Syndiniales; Amoebophryaceae
Source: the annotation of a GenBank genome assembly
AAGCGUCCUCCAGUCUCAUGAGUUGAAAUUUCCCAUCCCAUUUUGAGGUAAUUGACCCCAGCUCAACAUUCGUUUUUCUGUCUUUGCUAUUACACUUUGUUGAUUUCACAAAUGGCUACCACCUCGUCCCUGCACUACAAUCAUGGUUGAAGUCGUUGAUAUAUUACCUUCGAUUUUAUAACGUGCUUAUGUAAUAACAGCCGUUUAGUUUCUCCCUCGUAGUAAAGAACCUGCAAGUUGAACUUGCAGGUUCUUUACUACAACUUCAUGAUAUAUUACCUUUGAUCCUGAUCCGCACCUCUUCCAUCACAUCAAUUCCAAAUUGCUACUGAGGAUACUAUCUUCUUAGAAUCUAAAGUAAACAACAAAAUGUUGCAACCAGCACAGCCAUUGGGACAGCCAUUUCCUUCUGCUUGUACGAAGGCAGUUGCAGCUGGGCAGCUGCCCACUGCCCAGAUCCUUGCGAUGGUACAACAACGUCUAGGACUGCAAAGUGCUCAGACACCAGCUUCAACUGCUCAGCAGGACGAUCAAAGCCUACAUGCAAAGCAGAUUGGUACUUUUGACAGAGCACGGCAUCGCGGAAUCGUCGUCAUUUUCACCGAAUACGUAGUAGGGCGGACGAAAAAGUCCUCCUCCUCAGGUUCAAGUACGAAAAACGGUGUCAUUUCGGGUGUCAAAAAUCAUGGAGGAGGUGCUGGGACGAGUAAAGAUACAACUGCGGCAACUAUUUUAGCGACUCCAAGACCCGAUAGACCAGACGACGCACAGGGAGAAGAGGAUCGACUACAGGAUGAUGGCGAGAGUUAUGAUCCCGACAGAGAGGAGGAAAUGCUCGAAGAGGAUGUUGAUGAUCAAGAUGAUGACACUCGGAUGUGCGCAGGAGUGUUUAGUCCUGAUCUCGACCACGGCGUUUGGAUGAAGAAGUGCCACUAUAGUCAUGGGCCUGUGUGGUACCAUAGACAGGUAAGGGAUAGUAACCUUGAUAAGGUCAACAUGAAGGGGAAUUAUAUGAAUAGUAAGGAACAAACUCGUCCUGCUACAGCAACAGCAGCUGGAGGAACUACAAGUCGUCCUAAAGCAGGUUCUCUUGACGAAGUUUCGCAGAUCCGCCGACAGGUAAUCGAGCAUCGCUUUUACUUCGAGACCCGCGGACUCGCUAUCGGACACGUACUUUUUCUAUCCCACGACGAUGCCGAGUGUGAAAAAGCGGAGGUCUUUCAAGCUGAGGAGCAAGUCGCACAGGCUCGAACGGCCUAUCAAGAAGUCGCUAAACAACAUCAAGAUGUAGUAGUUGGAGGGGAAAAGAAAAAGGCAUUCUUGGUUCAGCAGCGUGCGGACGAAUUGGUCGAGGCAUCUGAAAGGCUCAAAUUAAGGCUCAACUUUCAAUCAUCAAUGGUCAUUGGAGUUCCUCACUGAGAUCGAACAAGAGGCGACCCCUUGAGGAAAGAUGAGGGGAAAACGAAGGGAAAGGGAAGAUGAGCUUCGAAAGGGGUCGCUUCCGUUCAGAGUCGGUGACCAAUGAAUGCCGCGCUUUAAUCAAAGCGUUGCAGAAGAUCGCACAACGGCACGCAAAGCGGGGAAGCAAAAUAUCGUCAUGGAAAGUCCAGCUUUUUGGGUUGGUGAAUUUGAGUCUCAUCAAUGGGUCCUCUGGGUCCUCUAAAAAUCGAAAGAAUACCAUAGAAAGGCACGUGGUAAACAGUGCCUUGUCACAAUCCGACUUGCCACCGACGGUUCCCUCUCAAACUAUGCUUCAAAUUGGAGGUGCAGCAGGUGACGCCGAGGUUGGUCUCGAGUUAUUCUCAGAGCACUUCUACAAUUGCGUGACGCGCGUACCCUUCAAGUUCUGGGGAGCAGUGCAAAUUGUCGGUGGUCGAGUCUUCUGGUCCGAUAUUCAGAAGCCUUUAGACGUCUUCCGAUUAGUGGGCGAUGAAAAUGUUGUUCCGAGAGUGCCUGGCAUCGAAGCUAGUGUUUGGACCCGGCCAAAGGCCACAGCUCAUUUGCUGCAGAAAGUGUACCGUUUCUGCGCCUACGAUGUGUUGCCACCAGGCUCUUCGGCUGCUGCACACGGAGGAGCGUUAUUAAGGCUAAUAUUACAGCAAAUCCAUCUUGUUCCCUUUUCCCUAGAAGCUAGCAUCUCGGAGAAGAUCCUUUUCUCAAGAGAAAACGGGUAGCGGUAGGUUUGUUCGCGAGAUGGAUUUGAUGUAGGUCUAAUGUUAGGUGUUGACGAAGAUGAAGACGAUCAUGAUGGUAAAAAUGCUCGCCGUGCUUCUACGGGCAGUCCGCAAAGUCGAAAAUUAGUGGAGCAACAGGAGAUGAGAGCUGAAACUGCAGCUUUAAAGUACCUUGCUAGGGGCCACACGCACAACCACGACUACUACCAGUUCCGAUUGCAGCCCAAAGAUACUGAAUUUAAGGCUUGCCCUAAUUCAUCCUAAAAACAAGAGACAUCUUCCUUGGAUACUUAUAAAUAUCAAUAUGUAGUUUACCAUUUUCAAGGGGAAAAACAGAAACUGCGUCAAGAAUCUUGACUCUCAAGAUGAAUUAUUCGAGUUGUAAAAAGCUCUAAUGAAUUGUGGCAGAGGUGGCUUCGCAGCUGUGGGCACAGUGGUCGCGACUUCUUCCAUGGUAUGUUGCCACGCGGUCUGGACGGCGCUCUGCUAGAGUCUUCAGAUGACCAUGAGGAAGAUGAUGACGAUGAGGAGAAAGGAGGCCUAGAUCUAGAAGUACAGUCUUCAUCUAUUACAGGAGCUGCCGCGCAAGAGCAAGACGCGCAAGAGCAAGACGAAGUAGAAGGAUUAGACGGCCAUCAUGGAGAAUUUUUAGACGGUCAUGGAGAUGAUCUUCAAGCUCCUGAUCAGGACCGCGAAACUCCUGUGCGGCAGCCACAACAAGAACAGGGUGCAACUACUGCGAAUGUUGGGGUAGUAGUUGUUCCGGUCGAUGUUGAUCGCGUCAGUCGAAGUCCGUCGACUCCCCGAGGAGAUUACAAGAGACACAGAGAGUCAGCCCCCCGUGCAAAGCGUCAGAUUACUCCUGUCAAGCAAUAUGGCGAUCCAGAUGGAGCGACCACAGCAGAAGCUGCAAGUGCAGCUGACCUUGCAACGCGAUGUCGACCAUCUUCCAAGGUUCGCGGAAGCCGUGCACGUGUCUCGUUCAGUGGAGGCAGAGCACGUCCGCUUUCGAAAGACGAGAAGCAGUCGGUAGGACUCGUGGAAAUUGCCACUCUAGGUCAAAAAGCAGCUCGACGCAGUCAAAUUUAAGGCUCCUGCUCAAGACAGUAAUUUAUAAUAUAUCGGCUCCUCAACCUCAACACGACAGAAAUUUACUCAUACCGAGAGAAGGAGCAUCUAGUACUUCUUUGGUCCCGCCCUUGCUUUCUUUAUACAGGGAAGAAAGCACGUCAUCAAAGAUUUGCUUUUCAAGAUGAAUAUUUGUAAAAAGCUCUAAGAAAUCACAGCUGAGGGCGAGGGAAUCCACGAUCGCGGUAUGGCGUCAGUGUCUGAUGCAGAUGACACGAUUUUCCCAGGUUCUUCAGGUGCACUGAUGUCCUCAUCAACAACCCUUCAACAGCAACAUCCCUCUUCUAGAACAAGUGGACAAAAACGCCGAUCUCUCACACAUGUUCAAAACGCUUGGGAACUAGCAGGAUCCUCAACUGCGACAACAACGAAAACUCCCACAAGGAUAACAUCUUCUUCUUCAGACAAAAACAUCAAGCAGGGUCUUGGUACAAAUGGAACUACUGGAAGUGGAACUCCUGUAACCGGAUAUGAACCUACGACCGGUAGCUACCUACGCGGGGACAGUUUUCUUGGGGGUCAUCCUAGAGCACCCGAGGAUCAUCUAGAGGAUGACGCCAUAUUUUACGAUGCUCCUGGGAAUCUCAACAAGAGUGCUGCUGCUUCGAUAUUAUCAAACAAGUCUUCCUCUAGUAUGACAGGAGCAAAGAAGUCCCUGUCAAAGAAGUCCUCCUCUUCUCAGAAGAGGAGUCGCGUAUCAUUCAACGCUGGAGGAGCCGAGGUGAUUUCAGCGGCAACGCGCAAACAACGUAUUGAUACGGUAGGAAAACGCCUCGAUGAGGCUCGUGGUGUCAUCGCCGCUUUAGUAGAGGAGAUCACUGAGGUGUACGAAGUUUAUACAGAGCUGAAACUGCAGGAACAAGCUGCGCAGGAGGGUGAAUUUUCUAGCGAUUAUAGCGAUAGUGAUGAUGAUUUGAAUCACUUUGCUCCUCCAAAAGAGGGCCGCUCAGAUCGUGGAGACGACGCCAUGAAGGCGGUGCAGGCCUCAAAAGCGAAGAUGAUGCAACUAGAGAAGAAUCUUGCUUCUGCAAGCGAGCGAAGCGGUAAAAAAGAUAAGCGUGGUCAAACCGGUGCUCCUCGAAAGUCCCAAACGAAUAAAGCUCCAGAGGUCCUCUUGGAUCCAGAGGUGCAGGAUAUGGUCUCCGAUGCGCCUAUUCCUCAUGGCUUGAAAUACACGCUGUUGCAUUUGUUUGUCCGAUUGAAGAGGAAUCCUCGAGUCGCGGGACUGUAUUCCACACCUGGCGAGAUGGCCACUGCGGUUGCUCUGGAGAUCCUCGCUUCGCAGACGGCACCGAAUCGUGCCUCAGGAGGGCCUGCAGCAGGAAAGUCCUCAUCUUUGCUUGAUCCAGCGGCCGCAACAGAGUUGAUCACGAUUGGCGGACAGGAAAUUUUUCCGUUUGAAAUCAUGGCGGUUUUAAAAUUUCUGAUUCUCACAGGUUUUCGAAGUCAAAAAACCUUAGCCGACAGGCUUAUGCAACAAGCGCAACUACAGGCAGAUGCUCAUCUUGCACAUCAAGGGGAAGAACAAGGCGGUGAUAAUGGUGCAACGCGGGGUAUGUCACUGAACAAGAGUAACAAGAAGAAUAUUCUUGUCUUCCCUGAAAUCACACAAGAGGAGCUCGAGGAAGAACUCGAAGCCGAAGACCCCAUGUUCUUAAGGCUCAAAAUAAUUCAUUUUCAAGGGUCUUCAUUUUCUCCUGUUCCCUACUUGGAGGGGAGAAGAAUGGAAGAAAGAGUCAGCACGAUUCUCGAUUGAGUCCUUCUUGGGAAUCUAAAGAAAUGGACUGAAGAAAUGAAGUGUCUCGAGCUCUAAUGUUCGCUGUGAUGUACUCAGAAGAAGAGAAACAGCGCAAGCGUGAUGAGCGGAUGAAAGAGAAGCAGAAGGAGCGUCAAGAGCUGGAACAAUUAAGGCCUAUAAUUCUGCAAAGACUGCGACAGGCAUCUUUCUUUGAUCUUCUUCUACACUCUACUGUGUGCGAGGUCGUUAGUUGUAAAUUGUACUUGUUCUUGCAACAACGAAUUACUAUAAAUUUAUAUUUUUAAGGUCCUCAUCAAUAAGCAAGGAUUCAGCACUCAUCGAACUCCUGGUCUACACAUCUAAGCUACGAGGAACGGGACGAGCAGAUUAUUCAAGAACGGGCUUACAUCAAGGGCAAAGCUUCUGAUCUUUUGGAGUCGUAUGUGAUGAUGCACACCCGCGAGCUAUUCGAAAUGGAGAAGCAGGAAGCUGCGGCGAUGAAGAUAGAGUUAAGGCUUGUUGUUGUACUUAGUUGAAUAAAAAUAGAUAUUCAAAAUUUAUUACAGUGUAUGGUUCUGGUAUUUGGUAACCUGAAUUUGAUCAUAAGGGAAAACAAGAAGAGAACCCUUAUGAUCAAAUUCAGGUUACCAAAUACCAGAACCAUACAAAAAUAAAUAUUAAGCAUAAGGCUGGAAAAGAUAAUCCAUAUUCCUUGUACAACUAGUUCUGCAACAGGGUACUUUCAUCACGGUCUAAUAGAAGCAGAAUUGAAAGAAAAGCAAAUAGAUCCAUCUUGUUGUAUUAGUUGUUCUUCCUCUUCGUGUUUUAAAGAGAACAAGGAUGAGAUAGAUGUCUGGUGUUUUUCUUUAAGAGCAGGAUGUUUUUUUUUUAAAGACGAGAACAAGGAUGAUAUUACUUAGGCCUCUGCUUUUCUUUCAAUUCUGCUUUUCUUUAGUCAUCACGGUCUAAUAGAAGCAGAAUUGAAAGAAAAGCAAAGGCUGGAAAAGCUGAAGAAAGCUGCAGCAGAGAAGGCAGCCGAAAUUGAGGAAGCUGCGCUGAAUAGAGGUAGAAGUAGCACAUCACCUAGAAUAGACGAGGAGCAGUUGAAAAAGGAGGAAGAAGCCGCUGAGUUAGCUAUUCUUGGAACCACUAUUAAGGAGCUUACCGAAGGCAGCGAAAGUGAUAAGAAGAUGAAGAAGUUACAGCAGUCGGCUAAAGGCAAAACGCUGGCUGAGAUGAAAAAAGAGGCAGCUGCUGCGGGGAAUGUGCCUAAGGCACCUGGAGCAGGUGCGCCUGUUUUCUUUGGUGGAAAAAUUUAAGGCUAUAACAAAUCCAUCUAUCAAAUCCAUAUUCUUUUGCAACAUCAAUCAUGCUGCCGUUUGCCCCCCAGCAUCUUCAAGUAUCAUGAAGCUUACAUUUAUUUCUUUCUAAAGGAAUGAAAAGAAGCACAUCAACUAUGAUUGAAAACACCUCAAGAAAAGAAGUACAAUUCUAAAAAAUGCAAAGAGGACGACCACCGACAGCUGGAGGACAGCUGGACAGACCUAUGUCUGCAGCAGGUGAAGAAGUAGCCAGGAGUUCCGAAGACGAAGAAGAUACUGGUCUAAACUUUGUUAAGGCUAGUACCGUUGAAGCUGCAUCCUCAACUACAGAUCCAUCCCUGGAUGCUUCUUUUUCAACAAGGGGGAAAAGAAGGGUCCUCCAAGGAUAUGUUGACUUUGAAGGAAGUAGAUGCGACGCGGUAGCUCUAACUUCGACGGAAAGAACCGUGAGAGGCCUGCGUUCGCAGAGGGUGCAACAGCGUCAAUUAGAGGCGAAGCUGCUAAGUUUUUCGAUGAUCUCGACACAAAUCUCUUCGAUAUGUUCGAUAAGGACAACUUUUAAGGCUCGAACAGAUUGAUUAAUCCAUUAAUAUCUGUAACUAGAUAAUUUACUGCAUCAUUUUUAGUACAAGCCAUUCUGUGCCUGUGGUUUCCUUCUUACUUAGGUAAAAGCCAUUUCUCCUUGAUCCCUUCUUGAUCCCUUCUUGAUCCCUUCUUGAUCCCUUGAUCCCUUCUUGUUCCCUUCUUGUUCCCUUCUUGAUCCCUUCUUGAUCCUCUAAGACAAGGAAAAAGAC